CGGGUACUGUCCGGUUCGGUCGACCUUCGCUUCGAAAUUGACAGGAAUCGUUUCAUUCUUUAAAGCUCUGGCGAUUUAAGUGGUGCGUGUGUACACUACAUCCGGUUCCCUCAAGAUGGCAACCUCAAUUCAACUCCCAUCAGACGCAAUCCCUUUCAACAUCUUUGCCUUAACAUCAAUGCCUCCGAAUGAUAGAUACCGUGGUGCUGUUGUAGAGGACCUGCAACUUCCCCCUGCAUUCUGUUUGCCCUCCUCCGAAUCUGUAUCUCGCGCAAUGGAGUCAGCAUAUGAUCGUGAUUUCUCCCAUAUACCCGUCCUCAACCGUGAUCGUCGUCCACUCGGGUACGUAGACGUUGCCGCUCUGAAAGAAAAGUGGGAAGCAGGCACAGCAUCGCCAAACGACUCCGUCAGUAAAUACAUGACCAAGUUCAAUCGCAGCGCGUCUCAGCAUUACACCCUCGUAACACCCUUGACGCCCCUUGCGGAACUGGCAGAGUUUUUGCAGGAUAAUAUCUUUGCAUUAGUUACGGACCAGGGCAAAAAUUUCGUGCUUGCCGUAGCGACAUCACAGGAUCUGGAUAAUUUCGUGACACGUAGGGGUCGUUGA
Suillus plorans is the source of this 607-nucleotide messenger RNA. RefSeq lists its product as uncharacterized. The transcript is spliced from 6 exons. Lineage: Eukaryota; Fungi; Basidiomycota; Agaricomycetes; Boletales; Suillaceae. Bases 116 to 607 code for a protein of 163 amino acids. The record is from RefSeq and is a predicted model, not a curated record.